This is a messenger RNA of Cladocopium goreaui, 627 nucleotides long. Lineage: Eukaryota; Dinophyceae; Suessiales; Symbiodiniaceae. The record is from the annotation of a GenBank genome assembly.
AUGGAGAGACCAAGUGGAUCAAGUGGAUCAAGUGGAUCCAGUGGCAAAAGGACGGGAUCCGAAGCUGCUGAUAUUCAGCAGCACGUGAUCUUCAUUGAAAGAGCUGGUUCUUUGCUGGCUGUGCCCGUGGAUGGCUGGCACGAACAAGUAGACCUGAGUCGAUCUAGGCCGGUGAAGGUGACCUUUAAAUGCGUGAAUCCUCCAGAUCGGUCGGAUGCAAAGGAAAGCUGCGACGCGGGAUCAGGAUCCGUCAGCUCGGUCUCCGAGAUCACAGGCAGUCCUGAGAGUCACGAUGUCUUGGCGUCCGAUAGGAUAACCUCCGACUCAGAGGAUUUCUGUGUGCCGGGUUUGCUUUCCGAUGGCUCGGAGUCGGGUACUUCUAUAGAAGGCCCUCAGACGGAUGCACGCAUCGCAACUCAGCACAACAGUUUGGAAGCUCAUGAGAACGGGACCUGUAAGCCCUGCCGCUUUUUCCACAUGAAAGAGGAAGGAUGCAGAAUUGGUGCUGCUUGCAAGUUCUGUCACUAUUGUACCCGAGAGGAGGCGCGUCGCGAGCGUCUCACCCGAAAGUAUGACGACCGUCGCGUGAAGCGUCGCCUCGGCCGCCGAUUUAACUAUGGAAAUUGA